Molecule: messenger RNA, 2905 nt
Organism: Pungitius pungitius (ninespine stickleback)
Lineage: Eukaryota; Metazoa; Chordata; Actinopteri; Perciformes; Gasterosteidae
Gene: adpgk
Product: ADP-dependent glucokinase
Exons: 8
Coding region: 141-1628 (495 amino acids)
Biological process (GO): glucose metabolic process
Cellular component (GO): endoplasmic reticulum
Molecular function (GO): ADP-specific glucokinase activity
Source: RefSeq, a predicted model, not a curated record
AAAGAAGAAGAAGUAGAAGACUCCUUCGGUUUCUCUCACCGAUCCACCGGCGGCGCUGAAUGCUGUUUGUGUGAUUCACCGGGAAACUGGGUUCUGCUCCUCACUAACUGAACUUCCUUAUCGCAGUGUGUGGGCUCACCAUGUGGAGGAAGGCUUCAGCAGCGGCCCUGCUGGCGUUGGCCGUUGGUUACUUCUACCACGGCAGCCCGGACCUGCCGGAGCACAUUCUGCAGUAUGUCGGCCUGCCCAGCUUUCGGGCGUCACCGCAGAGUCAAGUCAGCCUGGAGCAGGUGAUCUCUGCCGCCUGGGACGCUCUGAUCACGCUGCCGACCCGCCAGUGGAGCAAAGUGGCAGUAGGGGUGAACGCCUGUGUGGACGUGGUCGUCUCGGGAGUCGGGCUGCUGCAGGCCAUGGCGGUGGAUCCCGGCGCCGGCCAGGAUCACGAAGUGCUGCACUCCAAAGAGGACUUGAAGGAGUCCUUCAUCCACUACAUGGAGCGGGGGGCGGCUGCCGAGCGCUUCUUCAGCGACCCCGAGGCCUUCGGGAGGAUCGCGCGCGCAGCAGCCGAGUUCCCCGGUGCCAAGCUGUAUGUGGGAGGGAAUGCUGCUCUCAUCGGUCAGAAGCUCGCCAGCUACCCCGAUCUAAUGGUGUUGUUAUGCGGGCCGGUUGGUCCCAAACUUCACGAGAUGCUGGACGAGCAGAUCGUCGUCCCCCCAGAGUCUCUGCAGGAGACGGACGAAUUUCACCUCAUCCUGGAGUACAAAGCAGGGGAAAAGUGGGGUUCGACCCAGGCACCUCAAGCCAACCGCUUCAUCUUCUCUCACGACGUGUCCAACGGGGCGAUGAGCUCACUGGAGACGUUCGUGGCGAGCCUGGACGAGUUUGAGCCGGACCUGGUGGUCCUGUCGGGGCUCCACAUGAUGGAGGGUCAGGGCAGAGAGCUGUGGGAGGAGCGGCUGAAAGAGGCCGUGUCAGCCAUAUCCGACAUUCGUAAAGACAUUCCCAUCCACUUGGAGCUGGCCAGCAUGACGGACAAAGACUACAUGAACAGCAUCAUGCAAGAGCAGGUCAUGCCCAUUGUCAGCUCCAUCGGGCUGAACGAGCAGGAGCUGCUGUUCCUCUCGCAGGCCGGCGAGGGCCCCCACUCGGAGCUGGCGGCCUGGAAAGGCGUCCCGGACGUGGGCCGGGUCAGCGACAUCCUGCUCUGGAUCCUGGAGCAGCACGGCCGCAGCGAGCCCUCGUCCGAGGCCGACCUGACUCGCAUCCACUUCCACACGCUGGCCUACCACAUCCUGGCCACGGUGGACGGGUACUGGGGGAACCAGGCGGCGGCGGUGAUGGCGGGGGCGCGGGUGGCCAGCACUCAGGCCUGCGGCCUCCGGUCCGUCGACCCGGGCAAAGUGGAGGUCAAGGCGCCGCUGGAGUUUCACAGCUCGCACGGCGAGCCGCGGGAGAAGCUGACGCUGAACCCCGCGGAGCCCGUGACCGCCUGGCGCCGAGGAAACGUCACCUUCCACCUGACGGUGGUGCUGGUGUGCAAACAGCCUCUCCGGACAGUGGGGCUCGGCGACGCCAUCUCCGCGGAGGGACUAGUUUAUUCCGAGCGAAAGACCCAGCAGCCCUUUUGAGGGGGUUCUGCUGAAUGGGACGCUCCGUUCGCGCGAGGGGAAGUCGGCGGUCGUUGGGUCAGAGUUCUCAUUCAGGCCUCCAUGAGUCUGUGUCUUCCCUCCCGAAAGCUCCAUGCUGAGUUUUAAGAAUGUGAAUCCGGGGCGAUUGGGUUUAGGUCCUGCCCGGCGGCUCCCGUCUCCUCGGGUUCUCCCUCGUCGGGUCCUCCGGCGGACGCAGGAAGCUGAGGCGGGACUUGACCUGUGACCCGGGCGGCGAGGUCGGCCUGACUCUAUGCACCUCAAGGCCAUCUUCUCCAACUCCAAAGAGUUUCCUUGGCCCUCCUAAUUUACUCCAACCAUAUCUUUAUAUCUUAAGUAUACUGUGCCUUGAGAAAAUAAAGUCAUUUCAAAGUUAGAAUAUUUUUCCUAUUUCAGAACCACCAAACUUAAAAUUAAGCUUUAUAUUGUAGAAUUAAAGUAUUUUUGGUGUUCUGUGUUCUCUAAACGCGAUGUACCUGUACCUGGGUCUGGACACAGUUUGUGUUUUCUCAGCUUUUUGGCGUAUGCACUCCCACUAUGAAGAUGUUUGUAACCUUGCUUAUGAUUCCCAGAUACAGUGUCCGUAAAAUAGCUUUUUGUCAAGGAAGGAAAUUCUACAUUUAUAAAUGCAAACCUCGUUUUGGAUAAGAUCCUCCUUUAUGCAGUAAGAGCAGAUUAGUAUCGGGUUGGGUAAUUUAAAGUUAAAAGUCAUCGUCAUUGCAGUAAGUUAAAGGUCAACAAUGAUUUGCAAAUGCGGCAUAUGUAACCUUUGUUACUUUACUAGUUUUUUUUCUUCACUGUUGCGUUGAAGUUACUUUUCACUUGUCGCUUUCCCUCACUUAUAAACUGUGACUAUGUGAAGUAAUUGACCAGAAUCUCUUAAAAACUCUUAAAAAGCUUCCCGACUCGUACAUAUGGGUACGUUAUGUGUUGGUUUAUUUUUUUAUUUUUCAUUGAGCUUACUUAGAAACACGCUAGAUAGACCGUCAGAGCCACUGAGGGCCUGCAAUAAUUCUUGGAAACAUGCAACUAAGCGCUUGGUGGCAUUUUGUUGAGCAGAAUAAAUUCUUUGCACUAGUAGUAAGGUGCAGGUGUGCCUGCAAGGGUGAAUGUAACCCUAACUCCAAACCCCCCCCUCCACCUCUUUUUCUUUUUAGCAGCUACAAUCUAUUCAACUUUACUCAUUUGAUUGUUUUUUAACAUUUGUAACUGAUCACCCAUUUGAUUUGCUUGUGUCAUUAAAAUAUGUUCGGAGGUAA